AUGGCGGUCGAAGUGGAACUUUUCCAUGGGUUUAAAUCUCCAAAUGAAGGACCCGUUAUUUCCCACUUGUUGUUCGCCGACGACGCAAUCAUCGUCGGUGAAUGGUCAAGGAGAAAUGUAAAUAACAUUGCUCGAUUGCUUAGAUGCUUCUACUUAGUACCCGGUCUCAAGAUUAACUAUUUUAAAUCCAGCUUGUUUGGAGUUGGAGUUCAUCAAAAUGAGGUGAUUAAUAUGGCUAAUGAAAUCAAAUGCAAAGUCGAUUCUCUUCCUUGUGCCUACUUUGGGUUACGAAUCGGUUCCAAUAUGAACCGUAUGCUAAACUGGGAGCCGGUGCUUGAAGUGUUAGAUAGAAGAUUGUCGGUUUGGAAAUCUUCCACGUUAUCCAUGGGUGGCAGGUUGACUAUUCUCAAAGCAAUUUUAGAGACCAUUCGAACAUAUUUCUUUUCUCUUUAUAGGGCCCCUCAAUGUGUGAUCGAUAAGUUGGAAGUGAAGCGUAGAAUUUUUUUUGGGGGUAAGAACGAUGGCAAUUAUAAGAUGAGUUGGGUGUGUUGGGAGAAAACUGCAAAACCAAAGGACGCGGGCGGUUUGGGUCUCAGGCCUCUCUGA
This is a messenger RNA of Helianthus annuus (common sunflower), 606 nucleotides long. RefSeq lists its product as uncharacterized. The transcript has a single exon. The record is from RefSeq and is a predicted model, not a curated record. Lineage: Eukaryota; Viridiplantae; Streptophyta; Magnoliopsida; Asterales; Asteraceae. The coding region runs from base 1 to 606 and encodes 201 amino acids.